Messenger RNA from Gadus macrocephalus (Pacific cod), 5116 nucleotides. RefSeq names its product forkhead box protein P1-B-like. The transcript is spliced from 3 exons. Lineage: Eukaryota; Metazoa; Chordata; Actinopteri; Gadiformes; Gadidae. The record is from RefSeq and is a predicted model, not a curated record. The coding region runs from base 321 to 611 and encodes 96 amino acids.
CCGCUGGCUUCCUGUGCUGUGAUGUUGGCUGUCCGUACCUGUGUGGUGUUUGUUAUGUGAUCAGUAGCAUAGCCUUAGCACCUUGCAUUACCGCAGUGGUAACUACGUUAGUAAAACAUUUGAUAUACACCUAAAUAUAUAUAUAUACAGUUGUUAUGUGAUAUUUUAUUGAUCUCAGGGCGUGUAAGAGUGGUGUGUGAGGUGAGUGGUGCUAAUCGGAUUGUUUCUAAUGCGCCCAGAAGCCCGGCGUUGGUGAAGAACAUCCAGACCAGCCUGGGAUACGGCCGGCGGCUCGCGCUCCUGCCGCCUUCCAGGCUUCGAUGGCAGAACACAACAUACCUCUAUACACUACGGCCUCCAUGGGAAGCCCCACCCUCAACUCGCUGGCCAACGCCAUCCGGCAGGAGAUGAACGGGGCCAUGGACCAUGGAAACAGCAACGGCAGUGACAGCAGCCCCGGGCGUUCGCCCUUGCCAGCUAUGCACCACAUCAAGGAGGAGCCCCUCGACCCCGAGGACGAGGGCCCCCUCUCCCUGGUGACCACGGCCAGCCCCGACUUCGACCACCACAGAGAUUACGAUGACGAGCAGGGGCACGUGGACAUGAUGUGAGGCCUCCCGCUCUCCCUCCCCCUCCCCCUCGCUCUCUCUCUCUCUCUCUCUCUCUCUCUCUCUCUCUCUCUCUCUCUCUCUCUCUCUCCCUCGUGCUCACUGUUACCAACGCCCCAGGCCCCUCCCCCCCGGUCCACCUGAAGGCCCGCCCCUCCCGGCCCCCGCGGAAAAGGUUUCCGUGGACGGAAGGACCGACGGCUCGCAGCUCCAAGCCCCUCCCCCCAACCCACCACCCACCAACACGUCCCUGAAGGAACGUUUAGGGUGCCAUGACGAUACAGAGAGGAGAACACUGAACAGUGAUACCGUCCCGCGCGGGGAUGGCCGGUCUCUCUUCUGUCUUUCUUUUGUUUCUUUUAUUUCUUUCCUACAUUUCAUUUGUAGCGAAACUGCCGGAAAACGGUUUGGGAAAAAUAAACAGAAUUUCUACUUCUAUCGGGGCGUUGGGGACGGACCGAGGGGGAUGUGGGGGGGGGGGGUCUUGUUUUUUUUUUUCGGCGGGAAUUUACGGCGGGAACCCCUCAAAGUUCCCCUCACAGCCAAGACGGACUGCGAUCCAAGCACCCCUCCCACCCCCUCCCCACCACCCCACCUCCACUGCCAUAGGACGUACGUCUGUCCUCUCCUCUCUCUCACACAUGCACACAAACGGACUCAACUCUCUCUCACAGACAUUCAUGUGACCAUAUGCUCUAUACGGACAGAGCAGAGAGAGAGAGCGAGAGAGAGAGAGAACGAGAGACAUUCGAUUUGCACGCAUUGGACGUGAGAGAAGGAGGUCAUGUCGGUGGACAUCUCGAACCAUCGACGCUGCCUUUCAACACUUUCCUUGGUUGGCGUCCUCCUUUGACCGGGAUGAACUAUCGUGGUUUCUGUUUUUAAAUGGAGGGGGGAGGGGUUGCUAGUGUAUAUCAAAAUAUCUAUUGUGUGUUUGUCCUCCAUUUGCUGUUGCAUCUACAUGUCGCUCUGGCGUUUUUUGUUUUGUCGUUGUAAUUAUUUCAUAAUUUUUUGUUUUGACCUGAUCAGACCUCAUACGUUCGGCUGGGGAGAUUCUUGUGCGCUCGGCCCCUCGAUGAUGAAUGUUUUAGUGGUUUUUAAUUCUGUGUUUUGCCCCCUCUCAGCCCCCUCUCCCCUCCUGUAGACAAUUUGCGGUCGCCAAGCAGAAUGUCAAGUUACGAAAUCAUAUUUUUCUGUCAUUUAUUCGACAAUAUUCCGAACGCCACCAACCUGAACCACAGGCCACACCUACACGUACACACACACACACAAACACACACACACACUCUGUUCCAUGAAGUCCGUGGGCAAUGCACUACUCUUAAUGAAGGUUCUCUCGCCACGCAUCAAUGAAGUCUAAUUUAACCUACGAAUGAAUGACAGAGAAAUCGUGCCGGUUAUGAUUUGUCUCCUGGAAUUAUACUGUAGGGGGUAGGGGGGGAGACGGGUCCUUCCAGUGGAGCAUGUCUAGGGCGAAAACCAACUAAAUCCCAGAUAACAACACAAGACGUUUCUAUAUCUCUCUCUCUCUCUGUGUUUUGUUGUAUUUUUUGCUUCCACCACCACGCCAUUCAGGUGUCUUUAGCCAAUCACGCAUCAUCUUUCGUUUCUUUCUUCCAUGGCGGAGCAAUUACGUUCAUCGCGGUUUGCCGACUUUUAACUGGGGACCCAACCCCCUUUCUUCAUAUAAUUCGUCGCCCUGCGCAACAUGGCAGUUCGCCGUUUUAGCGGUCAGGCCGUGAUAAACAAGGCACCAAUCGGAGGCUUCAUUUCAUGAAGCGGCUGCCCCGAGACUCGCAAUAACCAAUGACUGAACAUUCCAACGUUCGACAGGCACGGUCGAGGGCCAAUAGAGAGAGAGUAUACAGUACACACACCGUCGAUGGAGAUGGGUUCAGCACACUCAAGGGUCAAUACCCCUGUCCAAGUUGGUCCAGACUGCAACUAUUAAUGUGUUGUAAAGCAAAAAUAGACAAAUUUUAAGAUUGAGUGACAAAAGGAAACUGAGUGAAUCGUCAUUACUGUUAAAUCAACCACUUUUUUGUUUUUUAUUUAUAACUUUCUUUUUUAAUGUUUUAACUGGCAUUUAUUGUUGUUGAUGCAUCUGAUACUGUGUUCUGUGAGUACCAAAGAUAAUCUACUAAGUCAAAGAAUUGUUUUUCUCUCCACGCAAUAGGCGACAUAGUGAAAUGGCCAAAUAUUUCUCCUGCGCUCUCUCCCAUCGGAUUAGGAAGGAUUACGUAUGACAUCAAAAAUAAUACCAGAUUGAAAUAGACUGGGAGGACUGGGAUAGAAGCUUUGUCUACUUGAUCAAAUCAAAUACAAAAUAAAAACCAAAAUCGGUUGGCUUUAAGCGGACAUCUGUACCGUACCCUACUAUUUUUAGUUUCUUGCUUUUUCAGUGACCAAAACAGAAUGGGAGACGCAGAGAGGGGCCUCCACCGUGUUUAUGACCAAAUUAGGGGAACGGUUUGUCUGCUCAGCCAAUCAGUAGGAGGUACUGUACCCUUACUGCUGUACAGUUGAGAGAAUACAAGUAUAGAGUUGCUGUAAGUUACGCCACGGAUAGAAAUGAACAGAACAUUGCAGUGGGGUUCAAGAGAAAAGCUUUCGCAGAGACAAAUAGGGGAACAUGAAUCUGUACUUUGACUGGACCACAAAAUGAUUCACUGCUAUCGUUUGUCAUGUUUCUUUAAGAGCGGGGGGGGGAGACUGGGGGUUCUUCAUGACCUCUCGCUGCCUCUUCUUGCGUGUCAGAUCUCAGACGAUUGUAUGCCAUGUUUUGAAGUUUGUUUUUACUCGUCACUUGAAACGUGACUCUUGGCUCCCCUCUGGCUACGGUGGCGAAAAAGAGUGUUGUUGUUUUUUGCUCAUCUUUUGUUGUUGUUUUUGUUCAUCGAUUGUUGUUUGUAGUUCCUGUCCACGUAAAAAACAACAUUUUUUCAUAUUAAAACAGAAACACUCCUGUCCACCAACUAAAGCUGGGUGCGAGGUACUUCAUGACAAUUGGUGUUUUGUUCAUUGAACCAACCUGUUCACCGUGCAUUAUUUCAACCAGCUUGUAAGAAGAUGUGAGGAGUGAUUUACGAGUUACAUGUAAUGUCCCACCACACACAAACACACACACACACACACACACACACACACACACACACCACAUUCAAAGGGUCCAUUUCUAGGUCAAGUUAUUCUUGUCCUCAGAAUGUGUGGCUCGACCCCAGACUAAAGAUAACGGCAUUAGAAGACGUAAUACCUCAUUCCAGACCUAUAGGGAGGGAUUUGGUUUGAACGAGAGAGGGAAAACAUUUCAUUCAGUUGCUCUUCCGUGUCUUGCAUGUGUGUGUGUCUGAAACUGUAGAGAGGAAAUAUAUUUAAAACACGUAGAGAGACUCAAAUGAGUUGCUCAUCUGGUGGGAUUCAUGUUAUGUUUUUUUUCCUCUUGUUUUUCUUGCAAACCAAUCUAAACCUCAGGCCAUCAGUUCGCUAACGUUGGGUCUUCUUUGAGAUGUUUUCCACCAACAGGUUGUUCGUACAUUGUCUGUAUCGCCCUCAGUCUCCUUCUCCCCCCUGAAUCCUUCUGUUGAUCGCGUUUUUCUUUUUCUUUACAAAGUUCCACAAAUGCAUCUGAUUCCGGUGUUGGCUUUCGUCGCCCGUAACCGCUCGGUUCUUUGGCUUCGACUUUGAAAUAGCUACCAAAUGAGAAAGAAAAAAAAAAACGCUGUAUGUAUUGGAAACGCAAAAUGUGCUGCAAAUAAUGUAUUUGACUUAGUAAGCCAAGGCGUUGGAUGACAACGGGAAAAAAAUGAGGGAAAAUACGGUAUCCGCAGCGAGUGAGGGGGUAGGGGGUUUGGGGGUCGAACACAAUUUUAUGUAUUUUAAACUGUAAUAUAGAUGAACCAGACUUUUCUGGGUUAUUGUUAAAUGACCUAAGCAUUUUGUACAGAAGAUUUUUUGGUUUUCUCUUUUUCCUCCUCUCUGUGCUGAAGCUGUUUUUUUUUUUUAUACUUGGUUUCGAUGGUCCAACCACUGGCCACUGUGGCCGUCUGUAGACCGCUCUGAGGACCUGGGCGGCGAGGGGGCUGCAUGAGGUAUUCCAGGGGUGGGGGGAUGGGUGGGGGUCGGGGGGGUCGUUAGGGAAUGGGCUCUGGUUAGAGUGGUCUGUAAUAAUAUAAGUGUGUAUCAAACUAAUGAUAUUUUCUAUGAAACUAUCAGGGGGAUAAAGAAAAAGAAGAAAAAAAUAUGCAGUGCCAAGAUGUAAAGAAUAAAGAUUUUUUUUUCGUUUUGUUGAGAAUUGAGUUCACUCUCGCACAUGGAAAAUGUGUCCUUAUCGUCAACGACAUCCACGUCAUCGCCAUCUUAAUUGUUUAAACUGUUUAGGCGGUUUAAAGAAUAAUUUAGCCCAUGUUCUUCAAUUCUUCUUUUUUUUAACUCGGACCACCUGUCACUGGUGGUCUCGCUGACCCGAGCAUUCGAAACAUGCAAUAAAAUUGCCAGUUGGUCAGAUUGUU